AGAGCAAAAGAGACACACAGUGGGGACACGUUGGGAUUGAAUCGGGCCCAGGUUAUAUAUAUAUAUCGUUAAACUACAUUUCACAGUGGCGGUGCGGAAUAAAAUUAAGCACGGUGUAGCUGCUAGGGUCCAGAGGAGAUGCCGCUGAGGUUCCGGUCCUUCGUCCCAUACACACUGCCAGGGGUGCUCGCGCUGAUAGGCUGGUGGUGGUACAUCUCGCGCAAAAAAGGACGAAUCGCCAGCCACGACAAGGAGGAGGGGCCGGCGGCCGCAGGGCUGCUGUCCCAACCCAGCGAGGGCAGCAACGGGAUGGUGGAGAGAGGAGCACACUGUAGGACCAGCAGGGGGCGACCCCGAGCCAAGGAGGAGGUGCCCGUGGAAGGAGACGUGACCACAGAGACCCGUGUGCCCUUCACUGCGGCUGCGACGUCACCGCGAACAGAGGGGGCGUCCUCGUUACCCAGCCGCGGUGACACGCCUGCAGAUCCAGGCGCGGGGACCGCCGGGCAGAAGACCACCGACACACUGUCAGAGUCUGCACAGGAGGUCAGCGCCCGCGGAGGACCAGAAGAGGGCGUCGCCAGCAGGACGGCGAGGCAGGUGCCACCCAGAGCGAAAGAAGCCGCUGCCCCCAGCCCCGCCGGUGAGCCCGGGACACCGCCGAGGAGCGAACAGGACCCCGCCACCAAGCAGGGGGAGAGAUCGCCGCCGCCGCCGUCCUCCCAGACGCCCGACGCGCCGAUCGCCCCUGUGGCGGCCCGGCUCUCGGAGGCCGUGCGGCCCGAGCCCGAGGGCGAGGUGGCAGCCGACAAAACUUCAGUGCCUUUUGCAGAGCGCCUGCAGGCGGGCCCGGCUGAGCCUGCCCCCAAGACCGUCCGCCUCCUUCCCCCUUGCCCCCCCCCCUCCCGCAUCCUCACAGCGACCGCGUCUGUGGAAACAGGCCCUGUCCAGCCCACAGAGGAGAACGGCCUGCCGGGGGACGUGGCAGAGAGCUCCGGAAGCACAGGGGAGAUCGAGCGGCUUGCCGCGGGGCUGAUCACAGAGGUUAUCUCAGCCGCCACGCAGCAAGUCCUGACAGCUGGCCGCGAGGAGGAGGAGGACCGGGGCAGGGGGCCGGCCCUCAGCCCGGGGGCGGAGCAGGAGGAGCAGAGGUCCGGUCCCUUGGCGGGGCCCAGCAGCAGCAGCACCCCUUUGGCCAAUGGGAGGCCCUGUGCCCUGCGAGACCAGGCUGAUGAAGACCGCGCACUAACGCCGGAGAAGGUGGAGCACUUGCUGCAGGACACACUGCCCCCGGCGGGGCACGUGGAGGCGGGAACAGGCGAAGUAGGGGCGUUGCCGGCGUCUCAGCUGUCUGACAGCGUGGGGGAUUCCCUCAACGGCUGCCUGGUGCCCCCGGCGUGGGAGUCACCGGAGGAGACCGCUGACAGGAGACGGGCAGCAGAGAAAAGCACGCGCCCCGCACUCUCCAAGACCAGGCCUGAGGCCACGCCCCCGAGUGUGGCCAAGCUCCAGGCAGAAGACGGCGUUGCUGCAGCAGAGGACUCUGGGUGCAGCACGUGCCAGUCAGAGGACGGUGUUAGCAGCGAGGACCUCCUCCACAGCACGGGGCUGUCCUCUUCGGCGCCCGACAGUAGAGAGGACCUCCUCCACGUGUCCGGCAUCUCGCAGGACUUGGACAGACGCGGUGAAGGCCCGGGAAGGCGGAGCCUGGAGGCCGAGGCCAAGGGCCUGAAUGGCGCCGGCAUUGGGAAUGGAAGUCACGUGACCUGUGAGACAGAGGCAGAUCACUCCGGAGGCUCGGAUGUGAACAGCAUGGACUCUGUGGACAGCGGCUGCACGCUGGGGGUGGGGGACAGCCAACGAAGCGCCAGCGGGGGUCAGCCCCCCCCACAGAGCACCGAGCUCAUCAUCUGGGAGAUCGAGGUGCCAAAGCAUCUGGUUGGCCGGUUAAUCGGGAAGCAGGGGAGGUACGUGAGCUUCCUGAAACAGAGCUCGGGUGCGAAGAUCUACAUCUCAACCCUGCCUUACACGCAAGAGUUUCAGAUCUGCCACAUCGAGGGUACGCAGCAGCAGGUGGAUAAAGCUCUGGGCCUCAUUGGGAAGAAGUUCAAAGACUUGGAUCUGACAAACCUGUAUGCCCCGCCUCCUCUCCCACUGACCCUGCCCUCUCUGCCCAUGACAUCCUGGCUGCUCCUCCCUAAUGGGGUGACGGUGGAGGUGAUCGUGGUGAACAUCGUCUCGGCGGGACACGUGUUUGUGCAGCAGCACACGCACCCCACGUACCACGCCCUGCGCAGCCUGGACCAGCAGAUGUUUCUGUGCUACUCUCAGCCUGGCACACCCGCGCUGCCCUCACCCGCCGAAGUGGGGGUGAUCUGUGCUGCUCCAGCAGUAGAAGGCGCUUGGUGGCGAGCUCAGGUCAUCUCCUUCUACAAAGACUCCAACGAGGUGGAGAUCCGAUACGUCGACUACGGUGGCUAUGACCGAGUCAAGAUCGACACUCUUCGGCAGAUACGGUCGGACUUUGUAACAUUACCGUUCCAAGGAGCCGAGGUGUUGUUAGACAACAUCGCCCCCCUUCCAGGAGAGGAGAGGUUCUCAGCCGAGGCGAACUCCGCGCUGGAGGAGCUGACGAGAGGGGUGGCUUUGCUAGCGCAGGUCACCAAUUAUGACAACAACACCGGCCUUCCUCUGGUGCAGAUGUGGAACAUGGUGGGGGAUGAGCUGGUGUCGGUGAACCGCACUCUGGCUGAACGAGGAUUUGGCUCCUGGGUGGACAGCUUCUGAUCCCUGCUGGCUCUGCCCCGUCGCCCUGCCCUGCCCCGCCCCCUCACACUCCUCUCUGCACUGGCCUUUCUGUCUGCACUCUUUUCCCUGGUCGCAACACAUUGGAGCCUGCUAUCUGCUCUGGACACACCUAUCCGUUCCCCCCACACCAAGCACCUGCCACUGGCUUCAAUCUGUGGAGUUUUUUUUCUUGUUUCUCCAGUUUUUUUUUUCCUCUUGGGAGAAGUGGUCU
Messenger RNA from Megalops cyprinoides (Indo-Pacific tarpon), 3019 nucleotides. It is a transcript of the gene akap1b, whose product is annotated as A kinase (PRKA) anchor protein 1b. Lineage: Eukaryota; Metazoa; Chordata; Actinopteri; Elopiformes; Megalopidae. Gene Ontology annotation, molecular function: RNA binding. The record is from RefSeq and is a predicted model, not a curated record.